GGCUUCCUCGUGUUCAACGCUUGUGGUGGUGGUACCGGUUCUGGCUUGGGCUGCCUCAUUCUUGAGCGCCUCAGUGUCGACUACGGCAAGAAGUCGAAGCUCUCCUUCACUAUCUGGCCCUGCCCUCAGGUCUCCACUGCCGUGGUAGAGCCUUACAACACAGUGUUGUGCGUCCACUCUCUCCUCGAGCACACUGAUGUCACUUGCCAGAUGGAUAACGAGGCUCUUUAUGAUAUCUGCCGUCGAAAUCUCGAUAUUGAGAGGCCCACCUACACCAACCUCAACCGUCUGAUUGCUCAGUGCAUCAGCUCCCUCACCGCCUCUCUCCGUUUCGACGGUGCCCUUAACGUGGAUGUUACGGAGUUCCAGACCAACUUGGUGCCCUACCCUCGUAUCCAUUUCAUGCUCACGUCAUAUGCUCCGGUCAUCUCUGCCGAGAAGGCCUAUCAUGAACAGCUCUCUGUCGCCGAGAUUACCAACUCCGUCUUCGAGCCCGCUUCCAUGAUGGUCAAGUGCGACCCUCGUCAUGGUAAGUAUAUGGCCUGCUGUAUGAUGUACCGUGGUGACGUUGUACCUAAGGACGUUAACGCCGCAGUUGCUACCAUUAAGACUAAGAGGACUAUCCAGUUCGUUGACUGGUCCCCUACUGGUUUCAAGUGUGGUAUCAACUACCAGCCUCCCACGGUCGUCCCAGGUGGUGACCUCGCUAAGGUUAUGCGCGCCGUGUGCAUGAUCUCCAACUCCACCGCCGUUGCUGAGGUCUUCUCCCGCAUUGACCACAAAUUCGAUUUGAUGUACGCCAAGCGUGCCUUCGUCCACUGGUAUGUUGGCGAGGGUAUGGAGGAGGGUGAGUUCUCUGAGGCUCGUGAGGAUCUUGCUGCUCUAGAGAAGGAUUAUGAAGAGGUUGGCAUUGAGACCGCUGAGGGUGAAGGAGAGGAGGAAGGCUAUGGUGAUGAAUUUUAAGUGCAUUUAAUAUGUGAACAAGCAACUAUUGUAUCGGUAUGUGGAGACCUCCUGCACAAGCAACUCCAU
Molecule: messenger RNA, 1032 nt
Organism: Perkinsus marinus ATCC 50983
Lineage: Eukaryota; Perkinsozoa; Perkinsida; Perkinsidae
Product: Tubulin alpha chain, putative
Exons: 1
Biological process (GO): microtubule cytoskeleton organization; mitotic cell cycle
Cellular component (GO): cytoplasm; microtubule
Molecular function (GO): GTP binding; structural constituent of cytoskeleton
Source: RefSeq, a predicted model, not a curated record